This is a messenger RNA of Lotus japonicus, 2316 nucleotides long. RefSeq names its product auxin efflux carrier component 1-like. The coding region runs from base 352 to 2076 and encodes 574 amino acids. Gene Ontology annotation, molecular function: auxin efflux transmembrane transporter activity. Gene Ontology annotation, biological process: auxin polar transport; auxin export across the plasma membrane. The transcript is spliced from 5 exons. The record is from RefSeq and is a predicted model, not a curated record. Gene Ontology annotation, cellular component: endoplasmic reticulum; plasma membrane. Lineage: Eukaryota; Viridiplantae; Streptophyta; Magnoliopsida; Fabales; Fabaceae.
UUUAGGCUUUUGUGGCAGACUGAAGUGUCAUUGCCAUACAAGGUAGAGCAUCAAACCCUAACUUCAUGAGCCUAUUCCUCUCUUCUCCUAUCCAAAUCCAAAACAAAAAGGUAAAAGCAAAGUUCAAUUUAAUUUUUUAAGAAAAAGAAAACCCCCCUCUCUGUUUUGUGCAAGUGCAAGCUUAGUGGCAGGUCUCAAAGCUCAAAAAUAUUUGCUGCAUUCUGCAAUAUCACACACCAACCCACUAUCCUCAAAAACCAAAACCCAUGCUCUUUUCUUCAUCAUCACCCCCACCACUUCUGUUUCUUUAUUCUUAUUCUUCAACUCUGUUUCUCUACCGAAGUGAAGAAGAUGAUCACGUUAACAGAUUUCUAUCAUGUGAUGACUGCAAUGGUUCCGCUUUAUGUGGCUAUGAUAUUGGCCUACGGCUCAGUGAAAUGGUGGAAGAUCUUCUCCCCUGACCAAUGCUCUGGCAUCAACCGCUUUGUUGCUCUUUUCGCGGUUCCUCUACUUUCUUUCCAUUUCAUCGCCUCCAACAAUCCUUACCAGAUGAACUUCCGCUUCAUAGCUGCUGACACCCUUCAAAAAAUCAUCAUGCUCGUCGUUCUCGCCAUUUGGGCUAACGUCAGCAGAAGGGGGUGUUUGGAUUGGACGAUAACCCUGUUCUCCAUUUCCACCCUGCCAAACACGUUGGUGAUGGGUAUCCCGUUGCUCAAAGGGAUGUAUGGCGAGUUCUCAGGGAGUUUGAUGGUUCAAAUUGUUGUCCUCCAGUGCAUUAUCUGGUACACCUUGAUGCUGUUCUUGUUCGAGUACAGAGCAGCAAGAAUGCUGAUCUCUGAGCAGUUUCCAGACACAGCUGGCACCAUUGUCUCCAUUCAUGUGGAUUCUGAUGUGAUGUCUUUGGAUGGAAGACAACCCUUGGAAACUGAAGCUGAGAUUAAACAAGAUGGGAAGCUUCAUGUGACUGUGAGAAAGUCCAAUGCUUCAAGAUCAGAUAUCUUCUCAAGAAGGUCUCAGUCUCAGUCUCAGUCUCAGGGUGUUUCCUCCACAACUCCUCGCCCUUCAAAUCUCACCAAUGCUGAGAUAUACUCUCUACAAUCCUCAAGGAACCCAACUCCAAGAGGCUCAAACUUCAACCACACAGAUUUCUACUCCUCUGAUGUUCAUGGGUUGUCAGCAACAUCAAGAGGACCAACACCAAGGCAAUCUAACUAUGAUGCUAUUUCUGGUGGAACAGGAAACUACCCUGCACCCAACCCUGGGAUGUUCUCGCCCAAAAAUGUUGCUGCCAGUGCUAAUGCAAAGAGGACUAAUGGUCAAGUUCAAGCACAGCAGAAAGCAGAGGAUGGGAAUAAGGACCUUCAGAUGUUUGUUUGGAGUACAAGUGCUUCCCCUGUUUCAGACGUGUUUGGUGGCCAUGAAUAUGGACUUCAUGAUCACAAAGAAGUGAAAUUGAAUGUUUCUCCUGGAAAAGUGGAGGGUCUAUCUCAAGAGGAGUACCAGGUAGAGAAGGAUGAUUUCAGGUUUGGAAACAGAGAAACGAAAGUUGCAAAAGCUAUGCCUCCAACGAGUGUGAUGACAAGGCUGAUAUUGAUCAUGGUGUGGAGAAAACUUAUCAGGAACCCCAACACCUACUCCAGCCUAAUCGGUCUAACUUGGUCACUCAUUUCAUUCAGGUGGAAUGUUGAAAUGCCUGCCAUCAUUGCAAAGUCUAUUUCCAUAUUGUCAGAUGCAGGGCUCGGCAUGGCCAUGUUUAGUCUUGGGUUGUUCAUGGCUUUGCAACCAAAGAUGAUAGCAUGUGGAAAUUCCAUAGCAGCUUUUUCAAUGGCUGUGAGAUUCCUUACAGGUCCGGCUGUCAUGGCAGCUGCUUCCAUUGCUGUUGGACUCAGAGGUGUUCUCUUACACGUUGCCAUUGUUCAGGCAGCUCUUCCACAAGGAAUUGUCCCAUUUGUGUUUGCCAAGGAAUACAAUGUACAUCCUGAUAUUCUUAGUACAGGUGUUAUUUUUGGGAUGUUGAUCGCAUUGCCUAUAACGCUGGUUUAUUACAUCUUGCUGGGGCUAUCAAGUAUGAGCUGAGCUGAAUGAAGAACACAAGUGGCAUCCAUAUAUACAAGCUCAAUUAAGACUCAAGAGAGAAAAAACUUGUCCAACGAAAUAGAAAGAAAAGCAUUACCAUUGUUGAAUGAACUGUCAUUACUUAGUGAAAAUGUAAAAUCAUUGCUGUACGUAGCUAAUUUAUAAAUAGAACGUCCUUGGAUUAUUGAAUAUUUGUCACUCAUCAAGUGGAGAAGGAAAUGAAAGCUGUUUUGUGUUUCA